Messenger RNA from Sphaeramia orbicularis (orbiculate cardinalfish), 2487 nucleotides. Its product is annotated as ubiquilin-1-like. The record is from RefSeq and is a predicted model, not a curated record. Gene Ontology annotation, molecular function: polyubiquitin modification-dependent protein binding. NCBI's taxonomy places the organism in Eukaryota, Metazoa, Chordata, Actinopteri, Kurtiformes, Apogonidae. Gene Ontology annotation, cellular component: cytosol. Gene Ontology annotation, biological process: ubiquitin-dependent protein catabolic process. The transcript is spliced from 11 exons. The coding region runs from base 196 to 1698 and encodes 500 amino acids.
GCAAAGUCUGUAGGUGAGACAGAAGUGUAGUGUUUUGUUUUUGGUUUUUUUUACUUGCACGUCCUGCACAGUCGCACACAGCUGACAUCCGUCCACACACACAACUUUCUGCCGAGUCAUCGGACAGACGCACACCGUGGACCGUGCACCUUCUCCUCGGGUCUGCUCAGCAUCUUCCCCACGGACAGGACCGACAUGUCAUCCACGGUGAGACGUGACCGGAGAGCGUCUGGUGAGUCUCAGAUGUCGGAAAGGAUCCACGUUAGUAUUAAAAGUGUGACGGGGAGCCGAGAUGUGAUGGUUAGAGGAGACUGCACCGCCGGACAGUUGAAACAGAGUCUUGCAGAGCGCAUGGGUGACCCUGCACAGAGGCUGGUGCUGAUUCACUCAGGCCGGGUCCUCAGAGAUCCAGAGCUCCUGGGUUCACUUAGAGCCAAGGACGGAUCAGUCCACCUGAGCAUGGUCCAGAGCUCUGGUCAUGAUGUCCCAGUGACUGAUAAAGCUUCAGAAAAGGCUCGGUCUCAGCUUCCAGCCCUUCUUGACCCUAACUCAGAAAACCUACCCCCACCACCCACCUCUCCCCUCUUCCUGGUGGAGGGUCUGGACGGCCUCGGCCUAACAAACAGUGGACCUGGCUUCUUCCCUACACUGCAGCACCAGAUGGAGAAACAGCUGCUGGCUGACCCAGGGAUGAUGCGCCGUAUCCUGGGCAGCCCCUUAGUACAGAGCACCCUGUCUGCCUCCAGCCCACAGCUCACCAGGCAGCUCAUACUUUCUAAUCCUCAAACUCAGCAGCUGCUCCAGACAAACCCAGAGGUGGGGGAUAUACUCAACAACACAGACAUCAUUACACAGGUGCUAGAGCUGAUCAGGAACCCUGACAUGAUAGAGGAAGUUCUGGAUAGUGAAGACACUGAGUUAGACAAUUUACGGCCCAUGAAGAACAAGCCUGAGUCCAUCAGCAGGGAUUCUAAUUGUCCUCACACACAAGAAAAUAGUCAAAUGGGGAUGUCACAGCUCACAUCAUCUGGGAAUCAAGAGCCAUUUGCAAAACAGCCAACUGGGACCCUCCCCAGUCAGUCCACAGACCCCCUCAGAGAACUAACUGCCUCACCCAUGGUUGAUAAAAACCCUCAGGGCACUAUUUCUGCAGGCAUGCAGUCCCUGCUGGAGCAGAUCACAGCCAGUCCAGGUCUGAUGGAGAGCCUUCUGUCUGGGCCAUAUGUCAGCAGUCUCCUUAAUUGCCUCAGCCAGAAUCCUGAGCUGGCUGCACAGAUGCUGCUGAGUCAUCCCUUGUUCUCAGGAAAUCCUCAGCUGCAGCAGCAGAUGCGACAGCAGCUCCCUCUCUUCCUUCAACAGAUGCAGAGUCCGGAGCUGCUCUCAGCCAUGUUCAACCCUAAAGCCAUGGAGGCUCUGCUGCAGAUCCAACAGGGUCUUCAGACGCUGGCUGCCGAGGCUCCGGCCCUCAUUCCCGCAGCCGAACUUGGAAACAUUGGAGCAAAUGUAAAUGCUGCAUCUGAUACUGUAUUUAACAACCAAUCACAAAGUGGUCCUCAGGUUGCUACGGUGACAGAGCAGCAGCAACAUUUUGUACAACAGAUGCUACAAGCAUUGGCCAAUCAUGAGAUCGAUCCGGAGGAGACUGACUUCCAGGAAGAGUCGGAGCAGCUGAGCUCCAUGGGUUUUGGAAACAGAUAGAUGAGCCAUCAGCCACUCAUCAGCACUGGAGGAGACAUUAACACUGCGAUAAAAUCUAUCAGCUCGUUCUGUCAAACAAUCGUUAAUAUUUGCACACAUAACUCUAUGCACAAGUACUGGCAUUGACAUAUUAGCACCUGCAAUACAACACUCAUACACACUGAAACUACUGGUUCAUUUCAUUUCUUAUCUAUUUGCUGUAGUUAAUCAUUUUCACUUCUCAUAAAAUGUUGAUAUGGAAGUAGAAACAGAGAGUCACUAACACGCACAGGUCCAAACAGAUACUUAAAUCCUCUCACACAUUACAUUACAGCAUACAUACCUACUCAGAGGCAAGUCAUGUAUUAUGUAUAUGUGUGCAGUCACACUAAAAGCUCAGGCUUCUUUUCACAUGAUGAGAAUCUACAGAAGGCUUUUAACACCCAGACACAGUCAGAUGUCCUGGAAGAGCGCAGAGAAUUCACACUCUCAAUGUCAGCCAACACACUUAAGUGUAAUCACAGUCUGUUGUGUAGCGUUCCCACUCUCUCCUGCUGCUUUUGUGUCCGGUCCACAACAGACUGUCAGGAUGAACUAAGAACUAACAAAGAUGUUUUAACAGAGGAGGUGAAUUUGUCUUUACAACUAUCCCUCCAUUAGAGACAAAGCCAUAAAGCUCAACAUAAACUAUUAUUGUUUUUGCGAUAGGAUCAACAUAACUGGUUUUAAAGGGUAGAUUAAACAAGAUCAAGACUGUCACAUUGAAUCAUGUAACCUGUAACAUGUAAAUAAAAACAGAAAUAAACUGUU